Molecule: messenger RNA, 6776 nt
Organism: Pristis pectinata (smalltooth sawfish)
Lineage: Eukaryota; Metazoa; Chordata; Chondrichthyes; Rhinopristiformes; Pristidae
Product: protein tyrosine phosphatase type IVA 2-like
Exons: 6
Coding region: 1265-1771 (168 amino acids)
Biological process (GO): protein dephosphorylation
Cellular component (GO): nucleus
Molecular function (GO): protein tyrosine phosphatase activity
Source: RefSeq, a predicted model, not a curated record
AUACCUGAUUGGAAUUGGGAGCGUGUUUGCAGAGACGCAAAAGUGGAAUGGUAGGUGAUGGUGAGGAAUGAGGGUCUGUCAAUCCCGAAUGUAAAGUAUUACUGUAGAUGGUCAAGGGGAAGCGAGAAGCCGCAGAGAUGAAAUGGAGGUGAACUUCGUGCAAAGAAUUGGAAACCAUGGGAGGCCGCAAACCUACAUUAAGUAUAGAGAUUUCUGAUUUCCUUCUUUUCAGUGGAAAGGAGCUUGAAUAAAUUGAAACAUGAUCUCGGGCCAUCCGCUGCAGAUGUAGACGUCUACAAUCAAUGAAAUAAAAUUGGCUCCUGCACGGUAACGGGCGGGAAAACUUGCCUUUCCCUCCGGCCAGGAUCACCGGGGCCAUUCGACUGGAGCCCGGGGUCGGUUACACACCUUCUCUCGGUACAACCUCAUCUUUUAUGCCAACCGGCAUUACGAUUGAAGGAACUGAAAUGAGGAUUUAGUAAUUAAUCUCCUUGGCUUUGAGCUCGAUGCAAGGUUGGGUGGAGCCGUUCGACGACGCUCGGAAUCGACGAGGCCCGCACGAACACCGCAUCCGUUCGGUUCGGCAGCGUUGGCGUUCGGAAGGCGUCGGAAGACGCUCGGCGUGGUUCGGCAACACUCGGCAACCUUCGGGCCCAGUCGUGGACUUUCGGAGAUCUGGACCCGCCAGCCGCUCUGAAACCGUGUGACGCUGCGUACGAGGCGGUCUGUGUCGGAAUCGCUGCUCGGAACCGCACGGCUUUUAGUAGUUUUCAAUGAACGGGCUGGUCGCUCAAUUCAGCGGUAUUUCCGGUUGCUCAUUUAUGGAGUUUCUGAAGGGCAGCAGAGACUAUUGCCAGGCACAGCACGGCCUCCUUGCAGACAAGUGAACUCUGGUCUCUCUUUUCAACUAUUCCAUUGGGAAACCACCUUAAACGGAAAAGUGGCAUCAACAAACUGGGAUUCUUCUGGAUACUGGAUUUAAAAAUUGGAUAAUUUUUGAGAAGAGGACGGUUGUUCUUUCAAUGACCUUGUCUGGAUGGGGUAACUCUACCUGUGUUUUGUGCACUUGGAUGCUUUAAGAAGCACCAUUGCACAGACACCAACUUGAAAAGUGCCAGGUUAAACUGGACUUUAUAUCCCACGCGCUAAAUUCACCUGAGAGUGAGCGGUGGUUUAAAAGCACAAGUACCAACAGUGAAAACAAACACAGUUCUGCUUAGAGUGUCUCUUUUUUUUAAAUUUGAAAUUAAGUAUUGCAGCCACAAUGAACCGCCCAGCCCCAGUAGAAAUAUGUUCUGAGAGUAUGAGAUUUCUCAUCACACACAACCCAACUGAUGCUACUCUCAACAAGUUCACAGAGGAGCUCAAGAAGUACGGUGUUACCACGCUGGUUCGAGUUUGUGAAGCCACCUAUGACAAAGCUCCUGUUGAAAAAGAAGGCAUCCAGGUUUUGGAUUGGCCUUUUGAUGAUGGAGCUCCACCUCCUACCCAGAUUGUGGAUGAUUGGUUGAAUCUGUUGCGAGAGAGAUUUCAUAAUGAGCCUGGAUGUUGCAUUGCUGUGCACUGUGUGGCAGGUCUGGGACGAGCUCCAGUUCUUGUUGCACUAGCAUUGAUUGAAUCAGGAAUGAAGUAUGAAGAUGCUGUUCAAUAUAUACGGCAGAAAAGACGUGGAGCUUUUAAUUCAAAGCAACUACUUUACCUCGAGAAAUAUCGGCCAAAAUUGCGUUUGCGCUUCAGAGCCUCUAAUAGUACCAGCUGCUGCAUCCAGUAGCAUUCUCAGUCCGGACUUUAGACAUCCUGGUGACACGAACACACAAUUGAGAUGUAUCCACGCUGUGGUGAAGUCAAGAUCGUCAAUCUUGGAGUGAAUUUUUAAAAAAAAAAGAAAUCUGUCUUUGUGGUGAAGGAAUUGUGUAUGUUUCAUAUUAUGAUUGAUCUUAUCAGAGAGGUUCAAGGAGUCUAUAUAGAAAGGAAUUCACUGCCUCUGUGAGCAGGAGGUUAAGAUUAUGUCUGUGCAAAGCCCCACACUCUGUCACCUCACUUUGUAAACCUCACUUGUAUUGCACAAAAACUUGCUGAGGAUAUGGUUUGAUGCAAUAGUUUAUUCUUCUGGUUGCUACAGGUAGGCAAAAUAAAAGGUGGAAUCUGGCACUGUAAUUGUUUUGUAUUUGAUUUCGGGGAAAUAAUGCCAACCCUUAGGAGUAAUCAUUGUUUUGAUUUAUAUAUAUUUUAGAAAACACAAGAAUUAAAUCUGGAAUAGUAUCUGUAUUUUGAAUUUUUUUUAAUCUGCCAACAUUUUCAUCCAAAAAGUUUAAGAAACAAGGAAGUAUCUGUCCUUUUUUUUAAACAAAAAUUGAACAAUUUUUGGUUUGGAGCGCCUAUGCAAUGGCAUUCUGGUGUAUGUGAAACAUUUCCCAAAAUAUGUUUGUUAGAAUUUUCAGCAUUGGCUUUGGGUUCCAUUUCUGGGAAAUGCUGCAACUAAUAUGAUUAGAAUUUUUAUAGCCAACUGGAUAAUAUUUCUCACUUCUUUGUUCCCUGGGUAAGGUGACUUGAUCGGAGGAGGAACAGAGAAAAUUAUCACACUGGCUUUUGUGGGAAAACAAGAUGGCUAAGUGUCACUUGGUCAAUGUCUCGUAUGUGUUAGAAAUCCUCGCAGCAGGGCUUUUAAUUGGCAAGUGUUCCCUGCUGGACAUUUUGCUGUUAUGUAUUUUUCUGUGGUCCUCAGCACAAGAAUGAUGCCACAGUGAUUUUUAAUCAUUGUUGCCAAUUCAUUCUAAAUAGAAAAAAUGAUGAGCAAGUGAAAUGGAUUGAGAUGGGCUGUGUGGUGCCAGUGCUGUAGAAGGAUCAAUCCACUUCAUAUCUGAAGAACAUGCAGCCCAAAUGGAUUUGCCAACCAGCUAAAAGAAAGCUUAAGAGGUAGUAAAUAACAGAGGUUUAAACAAAAAAGGUGGAAGUGCUGGUGAAAAACACAUGUCUAACAACUAUUUUGUGCUCCCAUAUAAAUUCAUAAUUAAAAAAAAAUUUUCUGGAUAGUUUUGUUUGUAUUUAACACUCAUCCACCUUAAAAAAAAGAGAAUUUAUUAUUUUUUCUUAUGAAACUAUUUUCAAGCCUUUUGCAAAUCAUAAAGCAAAUAAGUGAACUGGAUUUAUUUUAAUUUUUAUUCGCUUUCAUUGUAGUGAAAGGGCGGGAACUUUGUGAGAUGGCUGGUGUAAAAUGAAAAUUAUCUAUUAUGUAAUCCUUUGGGAAGGGUGGCACCUUGCUAGUUGUGUCCAGCAAUCAUUUUAAGGUGAAAAUGUUUCUGAAUUAUGGUUAAUUUUUUUUUAGUUUUUCUUUUAAGUUAAUGUUUUCAGUUUUUAUCUGUUGCAAACCAUUAUUUCUGUACGGGAACUUUUUGUGUUACGGGAAGUGUCACUACUGGAUGAACAGCAGCAGAUGUGCCAGCCAAAUUGUUUAAAGCAGCUUGAAUUGUUGCUUCAGUAAACAGUUUUGCAGUUUUAUUUUAAUCCUGCAGGUGUGGCUGGUGCAAGAGCUUUCAUCACUCGUGGCCAAAUAUGCAAAGUUGCACUGCAAUGCAUUUACAAUGAAGAUUCUGCAGAACUAAUGGGCAGCCUUUUUAUAAUGUUUUUUAGCCCUUAUUCAACUCUGGGUAGUAAUGUUACAGAAGGAGCUUCAAAGUUCCUCACUAAAUGUGAGGUCAAGCUGGCGAUUGCCUAUGCAAGGUAAAAUGACCAGAGUCUGUAACUGAAGUAACACAUUUGAUGGAAGGUUUCCUGUUUUUGAAACACUUUAGGAUCCUGCAUUCUGCCUCUUGCUGCCAUCCUUUAGCCAUGACUUGUAUGCUCAAAAUACACCUUUGUAGGGGUGCAGAAAUGUACUGUGUAACAAAAUUUAUAUCCACUAAAAACACCUGAUAAAUGCUUUUAAUUCUGGUUCUGUUGUUGGGAGCAUUUGGUUUUGUGGCCAACCUCGUGUCACAGCCAUCUUGUAAUAUGCAAAAUGUAACACAUCAUGAAAAGAACUGGGUAGCUAGGCCAUACCAGUUAGAUUGGCUAAAGCCUGGCUAAUCGUGAACUUGUACUGCUUUUUAAACCUGAUUCAAAUCAUUUUUUUCUGCACUGUUGAACUUGAUACAACCUUGAAACAGUGUUAGUUUUAAAAUUGCCCUUAACUAAUUCAUCAUGGCUAUUCUUGUGUGAUUUACCUUUUUUCCAAUACUAGGUAAGGCUCUUGCAGAAUUUUCUAAACCAUUUUUUAUAUCUUUGCAGUUUUUUAAGUGCAUGUCACAGGAAAUUUGUUAUUAGGUGAAUUCCCAUGCCGCCUCCAAAAAAAUCCAAAGGAUUUUGCCUUAAUUUGCAGCACAAUGAAUGUGUCAGAAUUCUGAUUCUAUUUAGUCUUAGAAAUCCCCAUACACACUGUUAAAUGUCAUCAGUGGGAAUGACUUCAGAAGUAGCUGCAUCGUUAAGAAGCACACAGACUUGAAUCAACUGAACUACAUGUUACUGAGACAAAAAUCUGAUAGCUCUGCAUUCUGGAGCAUUGCACUCUGACAUAGGCAUUCUGGGUAGCUUUGUCAUUAACGUGUUUUUACAUUUGAGUUUAUUUGGAACAUCAAUUACAUAUUAAGCUAAACUGGGUUCUUUCGGUGCCUUGCGUUUACUGACUUAACUGUGGGGAAUGAAUACAAGUCAGUAAGGAGGCCCUUAUGGGAUCUGUGAAAUACACCUGUGUUUAGUCAAUAAUAUGGGCAGACUGUUUUGGGGCAAACCACUCUUUCUUGCAAACCUAAAAGGAUCAGGAAAGAAGAGAGCAGGUUGAGGUUGACAGAAGGAGAGGGGAAGCAAUUGUACCUUCUCUGGAAGGAGGUGGUUUAAUUUCAUUUGCCCUUUCUUUGGAAGGACAAUAUCAAGAUCCCCUGUAUUUAAGUGUUACAAGGACCUACAAAAUUCUGCCACAUUGGACUGUGCACUAAUUAGUCAAUUGUGACUCUUAAAAACUGAACCAAGUUCACAUGGUCAAAUUAGCCGCUAUCUUCAAGAGCCUAACCAGUAAAAUUUUUACAGGUCCUAGCACUGAGAGGGUUUGGUAAGGUGUGGCACCUAAUGCAUCUUGUGCGUUGGAAAUGAGUUGAGGCUCUUGGCGAAAAAUGUUUGCAAAACGUUCAUUAACACAAAUGUUUAGGUGAUUUUUGUGUGUCUUGGAGCUGGUUUGUAUUUUUUUUAUUUGUCUACAGCUGUCAGCUGGGUACUAUUUUACUUGUGUACAUCUCAUGAUAGUCACUAAUGGAAUUAAGAAAUAUAGACCAGUAGGAGUAAUGGACUGGCACUUACAAGCAAGGUACUGCAACCACCAGCUCGUUGUUGGAAAUGUCUCAAAGUGAAUUUUACCCAGACAUUUCCAGUGAUGAGCUUCGAUAUCCCAACUCCUAUACACAUGUCCAGAUUUUUCUGUUGAUUUUCAUGUUACCAGACUUGUGCUUUUGGCUGCUAAAAUAAAUGCACAAGAGUGAAAUGAUAACAUUCUUAUCACAAUUUCAAACUGUUCACGUUUAAGAUCAAUAUUCUGUCAUUUCAAAAUGAAUAUACUAUUCUAAAUGGUGAUUUGUUGAAGAAUUUAGUGAUGCCUGUCCUAGAAAGACUGCAUUCCUUUCAAUUGGCGCAUGUUGUUUCUCAGAGGUAGCUCAAAUUGACAAAAAUAAUGAACCAAAUCUUAAGCUCGAGCGGGCCUUGGCAUGUGAUAUUUCCUGUUUAAAGUGGGCACCUUGAGUGAGAGAGAAUGCUGAUGUUUUGUUGCUUGUGAUUUGAAGUAAGCUGAAAAGUGCAUUCUUUAAAGUGACUGAGUGACAUGAAGCUCAUACCUAUCCUAAAUCAUUCUGUGUCAAGGACACUGAUCUGCCUUUUCUGUGUAUGCCUUGGGGGGAGAGGGGGGGCUGUUUGUGUGUGUGUGUGUGUGUGUGUGUGCAUACUAGCAAUCACUCACUCAGCUUUAUAUAAAAAAAACUUAAGCCAAUUAUGUUCCAAGUAUUUUUUUUCUCAUUUUGCAGAACAAAAUAGCAUUGGAAAUGCAGCUCAUUUUUGCAGGAAAACUGUCCCUGCUGUGAGCUGCCUUUUACCUUCUUUGUAGACCAAAGGGAUUCAGUCUUUCUGGAUUAGUAUUUCUGGUAUAAAUCCUGCUUUUGUUGAUUUGAUAUUAAAGAGAUCAAUUGACUUCAGCUUUAGAGCUCUCUUACUGUGUUUUUGUUUCAUUGUUUUUGCAACUUGGGCCAAUGUUUGCCAAUAUAUCCAUACUGUUGGUUUUCUUUCUGGAUUUAGUAAUCAAGAUGCCAAAAAUCAGAUCUGUCAUCUACUUAUCUUCUCAAUUUGUAGCAAAAAAAGGGUUCCUCCCUUGUAGGCUGGUUAAAGCCUUGCAACUUGUUGCCUCUAUAAGUGGUCAUGCUUGUGUGUACACAGGAACUGAUGGAAGUGAAGGAUACAUCCUUGGGUCUGAUGGAGGAAACCUUCCUUCACAACCAGUAAUGGUGGAAUAGAACAUGAUGGAAAGAGAAAUGUCUUUGUAUGGCAUCUUUCACAUGUAUGACUUGAGCUCAUUCUCCUGACUCGAGCAACUGCAUUAACACUGAGACAUGCCUGAUACUUAACUGAUGUGGCUAUAUUGCUCAGUUAGGUCAGUCAAUUGUGGCAAAAACCCAUCAUAAGCCUUUGUAUCAGGUGACUACUUCCACUGUUUUCGAUACGUGUUGAAAACAUUUUAAUAAAAUUAAGUACUUGUUUCCAAGCAA